GGUAGUUGAGUAGCUAUCUAUUAUAAGAGGAAGUGGCUGGAUAGUAUUCAACUAAUGCAUACUAAAAUGGGUAAAUAUGUAUAGUAAGUUCCAAAAAUGUAAUUUAUCUAAACCUUGUUAGAAGCAUUGAAUGACCAUAUAUCAAUAAUGCAACAUGCUUGUCAAUUCAUGAAGUUCCUUGAUUAAUACGUGAUAAUUAUAGCUAUGGUGACAUUUUAUAGGUAAGAUGGGGACUUAUGAUGCCCAUAUUGCAAAAUCUGGUUGCUGUAAGCCCCCAACGGUGUGCCACCAUGUCUAUAACAAUGAGACAGUAUGGAUCCUAGGAGGAGACUUAGGAGGUGACUUGGUGGGAACUAACCAAGAUUGUUCAAUAUGGAGCAAAGAUCAAGAGCGACUAUGCUAUCAAUGUGACUCUUGCAAAGCUGGUGUUCUGGGCAGCGUCGAUAAGAGCUGGAGGAAGGUCUCUGUAAUCAACAUUAUAAUGCUAGUUCUCCUAGUGAUCUUCUAUGUGGUUGGAUUUGCUGCUUUUAGGAAUGACAAGAGGAUAGAUAAUGGUGAACCCCAAGGCGAGGCCAAGAUGAUAAAGGUUUCACCUUAGCAGGAUGCAGCUAUAAGAGAAAACAAAGACAUGAUGCUCAAUUUGUGUAGGGUAUUUGUUUUAGGGUUUCGUAUUUGUUUUUAGGCUUGUUUGUCUAGGGUUUAGUAUUUUAAUUUUGGUUUGUUUGUUUAGGGUUUAGUAUUUGAGUGUUUCUCUGCCCUUCCAGGCAGGUUGUUUGAAUUUCACUUUUAGAUUUGAGGUUUUGUAUAUCUGUAUGCGAUUUUUCUCCUCACAGACUGAUCUCUU
Messenger RNA from Rubroshorea leprosula, 844 nucleotides. The record is from the annotation of a GenBank genome assembly. NCBI's taxonomy places the organism in Eukaryota, Viridiplantae, Streptophyta, Magnoliopsida, Malvales, Dipterocarpaceae.